AGCGGACAUAAAGGAUAUCCUAUCGACUGGUCCCACACGAGAUAAUUAUAUUCGUUUUUUUCAUACUCUUCUGUGGUACGAAGAAACAAUUCUUAGGAUUAACUUGAAGAAAUACAACAAACCAUCUUUACCUUUACAACGUGAAAUUGGUUGUUAUGUACUAACUGUACCUGGUUUGGCAGAAAAGAGGCCAUCACUGAUGAUUGGCGAUUUUCUAUUAGUUAUACCGCCGGACUCCGGUGUGGUAUUCGAAGGCGUAAUUAACGAUACGACUGAAACCACCGUUAAAAUUCAAGGACUGCACAAAGAUUUUGACGCAUAUUACGAAAGAAAUAAAGUCUUCGAAAUUCGUUUUAUAUUAUCCCGGUCCUCAUUAGAACGUAUGCACCAAUAUGUCCAAUGUAUUAAACAAGAACAUCAAGAGUCCAAGACAUUUCCUACCAAAAGUAAAAAAGUGAAAAAAGUAUAUCCGAUUUCAAUGUUCUACAAUGCACUGAUUGGCAAUAAUGUGGAACAACGUAUGGCUGUGGAAAAUAUAGUAAGUAAGACCAGUGGACGAGCACCUUACUUACUACACGGCCCGCCCGGUACUGGCAAAACUGUGACAGUUGUUGAAGCUAUACUGCAGUUGGUGCAGAAAAAUUCCAAUAAUCGAAUACUGGUGUGCACGGAUUCCAACAUGGCCGCCGACCACGUGGCAGCGGCUCUCGUAAAAUACAGGACAAGGUUUCCGCAAAAGAAUUUUCUGUUGCGCGCCAAUUCUAAACUUAGAGCUUGGUAAUUAUAAAUUUCACGUAUUUACAAUAUGUAUCGCUAUGUUGUGCUAUUUCCCUGAUAUGCUGCUUAAU
Manduca sexta (tobacco hornworm) is the source of this 848-nucleotide messenger RNA. Its product is annotated as putative helicase mov-10-B.1. The transcript is spliced from 7 exons. The record is from RefSeq and is a predicted model, not a curated record. NCBI's taxonomy places the organism in Eukaryota, Metazoa, Arthropoda, Insecta, Lepidoptera, Sphingidae. Gene Ontology annotation, molecular function: helicase activity. Bases 200 to 781 code for a protein of 193 amino acids.